ACCUUUUAAACUCAAACCCAAACCCAAACUCAAACUCAAGUUAAUUAAAAUUAAAUUUAACUCAAUUUUAUUCAACUCAAUCCAUAAAAAUUAACCCAACUCAUUCCCCUACAUAUAUUUAACCCUAUCCCUAAUUCAUUUUUCAAUUUUCAUUUUCACCUUCCCCAUCUUUCCCUCUCCUUUUAUUAUGCAACUCUACCAUCUGAAUGCCUUCUAUUCCAUUGCCACCCUUCUACGAUUCUACCAUUGGCUUUCUCAGUGCUCACCUUCUGUCGUCCCUUAUUUUCUCUUUUGCACCGGUUGGACCAUCUUAAAUCCCAUUCCCUCCACUGCACUGUUGGUUUGCUGCUGCCGAAGCCAUUUGCUUGCUGCUGCCAAAUUGCCGAAGCCAUCUACUUGCUGCUGCCAAACUGCCGAAGCCAUCUGCUUGCUACUAUAUGGAUUGCCGAAGCCAUAUGCGGUUCUAUUGCGGCCUUACCCUUCUUGGUACUGAUUUUCUUUAUUUUCAAAAUACUAAAUUUUUUUUUAUGUUGGUUUAAUUAUUUUAUUUAUGUUGUAUUAAUUUUUGCUUAUGUUUUAGUUUAACUUGGAUUAAUCUUUGUUUAUGUUUGGAACAAAUUUGUUAAUUGUUG
Rubroshorea leprosula is the source of this 632-nucleotide messenger RNA. The record is from the annotation of a GenBank genome assembly. NCBI's taxonomy places the organism in Eukaryota, Viridiplantae, Streptophyta, Magnoliopsida, Malvales, Dipterocarpaceae.